UUCCCGCCAUCUUUUCGCGGGCAUUUAGGGCUCGUACGCUUUCUGCUCAAAGAGCUGGACAUAGCGUCUUCUGUUUCGAAGGGGAUGUAGGAAAUCGGGUCCAGAAUUUGUUGCAACGACACACCAGGUAGAUGUGGCUGUUCGAUUGAGAGAUUCAAGACCUGUAUAAGCAAAAGCACCGGAGCAUUUCGAAUUCCUACCUUGGUUAUGGCGAGGAAGAAACGAAGAUCGUCUGAUCAGUCGGAGGAGAAUUUACAGGAGCGUAAGAGCAGCGGAGAUCAAAAUGACCUCUACCAAGUUCUCGGUGUAGAACGCAAUGUUACUCAAGAGGAGAUACGCAAGGCGUACCAUAAGUUGGCCUUGCGUCUUCAUCCCGACAAAAAUCCGGACGAUGAGGGUGCGAAAGAGAAGUUUCAAUCUCUGCAGUCUGUGAUUGCCAUUUUGGGUGAUCCAGAAAAGAGAAAAGUUUACGACGAGACUGGUUCUGUAGAGGACGUGGAACUUUCUGGGGACUCUUUCAAAAAUGUUUACCAAUACUUCAGAGCCCUCUACAAACAGAUUACUGAGGAAGAUAUAGACUCAUAUGCUCAAGCAUAUAGGGGUUCCAAAGAUGAGAUCGCGGACCUGAAGAAUGAAUACACCCAUCAUAAAGGGAACAUGGAGUUAGUUUUCACGUAUUUGAUGUGCUCCGAUCCGAAGCUGGAUUCUCAUAGGUUUAUGGAGAUAAUUGAUUCCGCAAUUUCUGACGGUGAGUUGAAGGAGUACAACGUGUAUAGGAAAUGGGCAGAAGCAACUUCAAAAUUACCUGCUCCCUCCGACCCCCUCGCACUUCCUAACAGGAGGAAGAAGAGCUCAAAUGAUGUGAGAGACGGUCCACUAGCACUGAUCGCGAAGAGGAGCAAGGGACAAAUGGAUUCAUUAGUAAGUGCUUUGGAGGCAAAGUAUGGUGGGAAAGGUAAAGGGAAGAAAGGUAGCAAAGUGAAGAUAGACGAACCAUCAGAAGAGGAGUUUCAAGCAGCCCAUGUGCGUGUGAUGGGUUACCACAGGGACACCAGCAGUAAGGCACCGGCGCGCGCUCUGGAAACACGAAAGAAUAAUAAACGCAAGAGUGGAAAGCUCGACUGACUUAUCGUUACUUGGACCGCAUUUGUCUGCACUGAGAUCUCUUCCCUACGUCGGAAGCAGUGUUCAGAGAAGUCCAUUAGGUUUAGGAUUAUAUGGGUCCCAAAGGACUCAUCUGUAUUUACCUUCACACAUAGAUCCAGGGAUUGUCAUCCCAUUUACAAGUGCCGAUGCCCGCAUCUGAUGAACCUCUCUUUUGAAGAUCGUAUCGUGCUGCUCCAUUUCCUAUUAGACUCGGAAGAUUUGCCCCCAAACCACCUACCCCGUCAUCACGUAAAAUUUUCCUUGGAGUCUAUUCCCACCGUGCUGAUCUUCCAAGUCUUGCACACGACACACGAUCAUUUUAUCAUAUCAUUAGAGACAGUGACAAGACAAACAGGUUCAGUGUACUCAAAGUCCGUACACACCUGUUUCUAUGGAGUCUUGUAGACACCGUGCCGUGUUAAACGUGAGUUGUUGUCUAAUCUGGGCAACUAACGCAAAGCCAAAUUAACAGGGAGCAAAUGCGAGGAAGGCAGCGUGUAACAGAACAGUCCGUCCAUCAUCGCAAUCUUCUAAGCAUCAGCAUAACGAAGUAACGGCAUUCCUGCUUUGGAAGUGAAUUAUACUAUGACGUCAUUUCUCACACAUCGUUCUCUAGACUGAUACCCUACCGUUAAAUGGUGAGAGGGUCUGCUUGUCCCUUUACCUGGGAUUAACUCAGCGAGCUCUCAAUUUACUUUAGGGCUCUGAAGACUGCUGGUUCGAUGUUGAGGGGAAUUGUGACUGAGUUAUCUCCAUUGGCUUGAGGAAGAUCUUGCGCUCCGUUCACGAAUGGGCUAGAGGAUCUGAAGGCGCACUCUAUGACUGAAAAGACGUCAUGACAGGAAGGGGCAUAUGAUUCGGGAAUUGGCUGUUGAAGAGUAGAUAUAGUCUGUCCGGACUGUCGAAUGGUAGUCUGUGGCUUGCACCAGAUGUGUAACAGAUCUGUUCUUCAUAACG
Marchantia polymorpha subsp. ruderalis is the source of this 2103-nucleotide messenger RNA. The record is from the annotation of a GenBank genome assembly. NCBI's taxonomy places the organism in Eukaryota, Viridiplantae, Streptophyta, Marchantiopsida, Marchantiales, Marchantiaceae.